Rhinolophus ferrumequinum (greater horseshoe bat) is the source of this 1742-nucleotide messenger RNA. RefSeq names its product zinc finger protein 114 (gene ZNF114). Gene Ontology annotation, molecular function: DNA-binding transcription repressor activity, RNA polymerase II-specific. NCBI's taxonomy places the organism in Eukaryota, Metazoa, Chordata, Mammalia, Chiroptera, Rhinolophidae. The transcript is spliced from 4 exons. The coding region runs from base 158 to 1489 and encodes 443 amino acids. The record is from RefSeq and is a predicted model, not a curated record. Gene Ontology annotation, biological process: negative regulation of transcription by RNA polymerase II.
AACGCCAAAGAGUAGGAGGCAGGACCUAUGCUGGAAUGUCUCCUGCGUCCAAGGAUCAGGAAUGUCUGAUGAGAAAGUUCUGCAGGAAAUGCAAAUCUGCUGGGGGUGGAGUCAGACCCUGGGCUCCUGCUAGCUCUACAACCCUUCAAUAUCUGUAAUGAGCUCUUGGGCUGCGCCAGCCAUGGAUGCGCGUCCCGAAGCUGGUGUUGGGGAAAUGGACCUGGUGACCUUCAAGGAUGUGGCAUUGAACUUCACCAAGGAGGAGUGGGCCCUGCUGGACCCUGAGCAGAGGACUCUCUACCGAAAUGUGAUGCUGGAGAACUACAGGAACCUGGCCUCCAUAGAUGGUCAACACAACACCAAAGGCCCCGUUCCUCAGCAGGACAUUCUUGCUGAAAAGACAUUUCAUGCAGCCAGCAGAGUGUGUCUCAUUAGCAAUAGUUCCCAGCCCUCCACGUUAGAAGACUUGGAAUGCCACCAAACAGAGGAGCCACACAAACAGAGGAAGCAAAAAGUGAAGCAAGUUGCAGUUGACCGAGAGAAAAAAUCUCUGGUUAGAGUCUGUGGAUGUCACAAAAAGAGGGAAAAGCCUAAACCGAACUCAAAGCUGGUGUCUGCACAGGGCAUAUACCCAAAAGAAUUGAAAACAGGUGUACCAACAGAUAUAGGUACUCUUGAUUCCACAAGAAAAUAUGUCCCCCAAAAUAUUUUGAAACAAAAUCGUGUCUUAAUGAGUAAUCAAAAAAUCUGUAAAAAUAGCAAAUAUGAUAGAGGACUGUGGCAGAACAUUCAGUUGGUUCCAAGUGUGAGAACAGAGCUGAAAUCAAAAAUGUGGAUUGAUAAUCAGAACCAUGGCCUUCAUGUAAAUGAUCAAAUUUAUAUGGAGGUGAACGUUCAUGAAUGUGGUCCAUUUGGGAAAGUCUGCACUGAAGACCGUGUCCUUGGGGCACACAGGACUCGGGUUAAAGAAAAAAUGUCUGAGUCUAAUGAAUAUGAAAACAGCUUCCGAAAUAACUGGGUCUGUGCGGUGCGGAUGCAGUCCUAUAUGGCAGAGACAGAUAAUGAAAACACUCAUCAUGGGAAAACCUUUGCCCAUGUUUCAAAUUCUGAUUCACAUAAGAGCACUAGGAUUGGAGAGAAAACCUAUAAAUGUCGAGAUUGUAGGAAAUCCUUUGUUUACCAUUCAUUCCUUAUGAGACACAUGAAAAUUCACACUGGAGAGAAACCCUAUGAAUGUAAGAACUGUGGGAAAGCCUUUCGAUAUUCCUUACACCUUAAUAAACACUUAAUAAAGCACGUUGUGGAGAAGUCCCAUAAAUGUAAGGAAUGUGGGAAAGCCUUUCAUAAAUCCUCAAAACUUACCGAACAUACCAGGGUUCACACAGGAGAGAAGCCCUAUAAGUGUCAGGAAUGUGGAAGAGCCUACGUUAAUAAUUCAGGACUUAAAAACCAUCUAAAGAAUCACAGCUGUAAAAGGCCCUGUGAAUGAAAGGAAUGUGGGAAAAUCUUCAUUUUUCUCAAAAUGCUGAACACAUAAAGAGGACAUAUUGGAAGGGAGCUCAGUAAGUUAACAUAGAGGGGAAAGCCUUCCUUGAACUCUUGCAUCUUACAAAAAUGGGAAAAUUCCAACUGAAAAGAAAGCCUUUGAAGAUAAGGUCUGUGGGAAGUUUUUAAUCUUCAUUCAUUAGUAGAUGUUUAUUCUCACACUAGAGAGAAACCCUGUGAAUCUAAGGAAUAUGGAC